ACUUGGACCAAAUUUCUCCGAACUCUCGGCGGCCGCUGCCGUUGAUCCUUUGAUAUUUGUGUUGGGGAAUGGGAUAAGGCACUGGAAUCACCCAUCUGCGAUAUUUCUUCCUCCAAAAACUAAGCUCCCUCCCAUGGCGGCUCCUCUUUCUUCCUCUCUCGAUAUCAAACUCAAACUCAAACCAACGCCGCCCUUGUUCUUCACUUCCCCUCUCCGGCGAAACAAUUUCACCAAGCGAUUUACAGUUCUCUGUACCUCCUCCUCCAAAUCCCCUCGAUCCACCGACAAAAAGAACCCAUCUCUAUCGGAGCAGCUCAAAGACCUCUCCACAUCGACUCUUUCCAAUGCAUCCAACGACGAAUCCCAUCUCUUAUCGAACCCUAAAUCCAUUUGGGUGAAUCCCACCAAGCCCAAGCGCUCGGUUCUGUCACUCCAGAGACAAAAACGUUCUUCUUACUCUUAUAACCCCAAGAUGCGAGAGCUUAAAACCUUCGCCCAUAAGCUCAAUGCAUCCGAUUCCUCUGAAGCUGCUUUCAUGGCGGUUCUUAAGGAAAUCCCUCAUCCACCCACUAAAGAAAAUGCCCUUCUCAUUCUCAAUAGCUUGAAGCCAUGGCAGAAAACCCAUUUGUUCUUCAAUUGGAUUAAGACCCAGAAUCUGUUUCCUAUGGAGACUAUCUUCUACAAUGUGGCUAUGAAGUCUUUGAGGUAUGGUAGGCAGUUUCAGCUCAUUGAAGAACUAGCAAAUGAGAUGAUUAACACUGGGAUUGAGCUUGAUAACAUUACUUAUUCUACUAUUAUCACUUGUGCUAAGAAGUGCAGUAGGUUUGAUAAGGCAAUGGAAUGGUUUGAGAGAAUGUAUAGAACUGGUUUGAUGCCCGAUGAGGUUACUUACUCUGCUAUUUUAGAUGUUUAUGCAAAUUUGGGGAAGGUUGAGGAGGCUCUUAGUUUGUAUGAGAGAGGGAGGGCUAGUGGUUGGAAGCCUGAUCCUUAUACGUUUUCUGUGUUGGGGAAGAUGUUUGGAGAGGCAGGGGAUUAUGAUGGGAUUAUGUAUGUUUUGCAAGAAAUGAAGUCUAUUGAGGUGCAGCCUAAUCUUGUGGUGUAUAACACCUUGUUGGAUGCAAUGGGGAAGGCUGGGAGGCCUGGUUUUGCAAGAAGCUUGUUCGAGGAAAUGAUUGAAUCGGGGAUAACGCCGAAUGAGAAGACGUUAACUGCUCUGGUUAAGAUUUAUGGGAAGGCAAGGUGGGCUCGGGAUGCUUUGGAGCUGUGGGAGCGGAUGAGGUCGAAAGGGUGGCCGAUGGACUUCAUUUUGUAUAAUACAUUGUUGAAUAUGUGUGCAGAUCUUGGUUUGGAGGAGGAAGCUGAGAAGCUAUUUGAAGAGAUGAAGAAAUCGGAGCAUUCUAGACCGGAUAGUUGGAGCUAUACGGCGAUGUUGAAUAUACAUGGUAGCGGAGGUAAUGUAAAAAGAUCGAUGGAGUUGUUUGAAGAAAUGCUCGAGUUGGGUGUUGGGAUUAAUGUGAUGUGUUGCACUUGUUUGAUUCAAUGCUUGGGGAAGGCUAGGAGGAUCGAUGAUCUAGUUCGAGUUUUCGACGUUUCUGUACGAAAAGGAGUUGAGCCAGAUGACAGGCUUUGUGGUUGCUUGUUGUCUGUUGUGUCCUUGUGUGACAACAAUGAAGAUAUUAGCAAGGUAUUCACUUGUCUACAACAAGCUAACCCAAAGUUAGUUGCCUUUGUAAAUCUACUGCAACAAAAUGACAUUACCUUCGACGUUAUCAAAGACGAAUUCAGAACCAUUCUCGGCGAGACCGCCACCGAAGCCCGACGACCUUUCUGCAAUUGCUUGAUUGAUAUAUGUCGAAACCAAAAUCUUUCCAAGAGAGCUCACGAGCUGCUCUACUUGGGAAGUUUAUAUGGACUGUACCCAGGCCUACACAACAAAACCGAAGGUGAAUGGUGCCUAGAUGUUCGAUCUCUAUCGGUAGGCGCAGCUCAGACUGCACUCGAAGAAUGGAUGAUAACUCUAUCAAAAAUCGUACAACGAGAAGAAGCAUUACCUGAAUUGUUAUCAGCUCAAACCGGUGCAGGAACUCACAGGUUUUCUCAAGGACUUGCCAAUUCAUUCGCUUCUCAUGUCGAGAAGCUAGCUGCUCCGUUUCGAUUGCGAGAAGAUCGGGCUGGUUGGUUUGUAGCCACGAGGGAGGAUGUCGUUGCUUGGGUACAUUCAAGAGUACCAUCUGUGGCUACCAGAGCUUAACCAGCAGCCAUCUUUCAUCACUACAAUGUAUGAGUUAAUGCAAAAAGUAUAUAUAAUAGAGUUCUUCUGAUCGAAUUUUGCU
Cucurbita moschata (crookneck pumpkin) is the source of this 2333-nucleotide messenger RNA. RefSeq names its product pentatricopeptide repeat-containing protein At5g46580, chloroplastic-like. Gene Ontology annotation, molecular function: protein binding. Bases 134 to 2251 code for a protein of 705 amino acids. The record is from RefSeq and is a predicted model, not a curated record. The transcript has a single exon. NCBI's taxonomy places the organism in Eukaryota, Viridiplantae, Streptophyta, Magnoliopsida, Cucurbitales, Cucurbitaceae.